CCUGCCGCUGGGUCGCUGCUGAUGCCGAGCGGCUCAGCCUGCGCGUUCUGACGUGCGGCUUCAGCCGUAGUUACCAAACCGAGAGGCGAAUGAAACCGGAGAGGAGCCUGAAACAUGAUGACGGAAGGUCCCAAUGGUUCCUCAGCAUCCCGACGGCUGUAACCCCGGUGGAUUUAUCAGAGGUUCGACCUUCAGGGCAUCACUUUGGGUGAUAUCUAAUCAGAAGCAGGGUGCUGCUGGCUGAACUUUAAGUGCUGCAUGCUCUGGUGUUUGAUGGGCCACAGGAUGAUCGAAGAAGGCAGUAAACGAGGCAAGGCCAUGGUCGAGAAGAGACAGCUCUUCAUGGAAAUGAGAGCGCAAAACUUUGAUGUAAUCAGAUUAUCAACUUAUAGGACUGCCUGCAAACUCCGGUUUGUCCAAAAGAGAUGCAAUCUCCAUCUGGUGGAUGUCUGGAACAUGAUCGAAGCUUUCAGAGACAACGGGCUCAACACGCUGGACCACAACGCUGAGAUCAGUGUGUCACGGCUGGAGACAAUCCUGUCUUCCAUCUAUUACCAACUCAACAAGCGGCUGCCCACCACCCACCAGAUCAAUGUGGAGCAGUCCAUCGGGUUGCUGUUGAACUUCAUGGUGGCUACCUAUGACAGCGAAAGUCAUGGGAAGCUGACCGUUUUCUCAAUGAAAGCCAUGCUGGCAACAAUGUGUGGAGGAAAAAUCGUCGACAAGCUGCGCUAUAUUUUCUCACAGAUCUCUGAUUCAAGUGGAGUCAUGGUGUUCGCAAAGUUCGAUCAGUUCCUCCGAGAGGUGUUGAAGCUUCCCACAGCAGUAUUUGAGGGCCCGUCCUUUGGCUACACGGAGCACGCAGUGCGGAUGUGCUUCCCUCAGCAGAAGAAGAUCAUGUUGAACACAUUUCUGGAUGUGUUGAUGGCUGAUCCUCCUCCUCAGUGUCUUGUGUGGUUACCACUCAUGCACCGACUUGCUAAUGUUGAAAAUGUCUUCCAUCCGGUAGAAUGUUCUUAUUGCCGGAGUGAGAGCAUGAUGGGUUUUCGGUACCGGUGCCAACAGUGCCAUGGCUACCAGCUUUGUCAGAGCUGCUUCUGGCGCGGCCACGCUAACGGCCCCCAUAGUAACCAACACCAAAUGAAGGAGCACUCGUCUUGGAAGUCUCCAGCCAAAAAGCUGAGCCACGCAAUCAGUAAAUCAUUGGGCUGCGUCCCCAUCGGAGAGCCGCCACACCCCGUGUUCCCGGAGCAAGCCGAGAGACCUCAGGAGCUCACCCAUACAGUUCAGCCAAAUCCAGCGACCAACAAUAUGAACAACACAAUGCUCAUGUCCUCUGGGGCACCCACUCCAACCAAAAGUGUCUUGGAGAGCCCCAGCCGGUUAGAUGAAGAGCACCGGCUCAUUGCGCGUUACGCAGCACGCCUGGCAGCUGAGGCAGGCAACUCCACACAGCAAUGUCCUCCAACAGAUCUGAGUUUUAACUUUGAUGCCAAUAAGCAACAGAGGCAGCUGAUUGCAGAGCUGGAGAACAAAAACAGGGAGAUCUUGCAGGAGAUCCAGAGGCUCCGUUUGGAGCAUGAACAAGCCUCGCAGCCCACUCCAGAAAAAGCCCAGCAGAAUCCCACGCUUCUGACCGAGCUGCGACUCCUCAGACACAGGAAGGAUGAGCUAGAGAGGCGCAUGUCGGCCUUGCAGGAGAGCAGGCGGGAGUUGAUGGUCCAACUGGAGGGUCUGAUGAGGUUGCUGAAGGAUGAGGAGCAGAAGCAGGCUUCCCAGUCUGGAGGCUCCCCUCAUUCCUCUCCCAGCCACGGUGCCGGCUGCUCCAUGCCCAUGCCCAUUCGCUCCACCUCGGCCGGUUCCACUCCGACACACACACCCCAGGACUGCCUGGCAGGUGUGGGAGGAGACGUACUGGAGGCCUUUGCUCAGGGUGUACCCAGAAACCUUCGAAAUGAUCUUUUAGUUGCUGCUGACUCAAUCACAAACACCAUGUCAUCCCUGGUGAAAGAGCUCCACUCAGUGGAUGACGGAGCAGAGGACGAUGACACCAACAUGAGAAAUGGUGGAGACAGAGGUGGGUCCAGGCACAAUGAGAGUACAAAAGCACUGAGGGGAAGAGAUCUCUAUCCCAGCCUGCAAGGACAUCCAGUCAUCAACUGGGAGGACUCGGCAUCAGCAGGAAGCCCCUGGCAUUAGCACGUAGAGUAAUGCAUGCAUCUAAUCUAAAAAGGAUUUCACCAUGUGAAAAAAAAAAAUUAAAUUAGCAAGUGUGUAUGUUGUCCUGUAAAGAAACUGCUGUAAAAUUACAUGAACUCCCCCCCCCUCAUGACUGCAAGGGAAUGGCUUGCUGUGCUUCUUCUCCCAUUCCAGCAGGUCGUCCCGUACAUAACCUGCAGUAAACACACGGAGCCGAAGGAGACGUCCUGAUACCACCUGUUCUUUCUCAUGGCUUUUUGAGGGGUUUCCAUUUAUUUUCUGUGGGGUUUUUUUUCCUAUUUAGGUUUUGCAUGAUGUUUCACUCAUGUCAUGGGUUUCAGUACUGUACGGUGCGUAAUAUGCCAGGUCUUUGUUGGUGUAUGAAGACAGCUGUGGUGUCAGAGGUGUCCUCCAAAUUCAUGCUAGGUGUGUUUACUUGCACAGCAAAAUUCUGGAGCUAAAGUUUUUGUAAGAAAAAGUUCAGGUUUUAUUUAUUAAUUUUUUUUUUUUUUUUGAUAAUUUGUUUUACUGUCAUGAUUGAUGCCAUAGAAGGGGCCGACCAGAGGAAUAAGCAAACCUCUGCUACCCACACCAGCAGAAUCUGCCCCUGAGCACUGAAAUUCUCUCACGGUUUACGUCUAAAGGCCAUUUAAAAUAAUUAAAACCAGGAGCUUUCAUUUAUCUUUGCAAUU
Cyprinodon variegatus (sheepshead minnow) is the source of this 2891-nucleotide messenger RNA. It is a transcript of the gene dtnbb, whose product is annotated as dystrobrevin beta. Gene Ontology annotation, cellular component: synapse; plasma membrane. The transcript has 20 exons. The record is from RefSeq and is a predicted model, not a curated record. Lineage: Eukaryota; Metazoa; Chordata; Actinopteri; Cyprinodontiformes; Cyprinodontidae. Gene Ontology annotation, molecular function: zinc ion binding. The coding region runs from base 259 to 2199 and encodes 646 amino acids. Gene Ontology annotation, biological process: synaptic signaling.